UCCAAAAAGGAAAAAAUGGUCAUGAAUACUUUUGAAUGUUAUCAAAAUUUUUAAAGUUUCCAAUUAUGCAGAAUCUUACAUUUGAUUAUCAAUCUAUAAAUGUGAGGUUGUUCAGACAAACAAGUAUUUAAAUUUGGAUGAUCGUCCUAAAUUUGUCCGAGUGUUUAUGUAAAAUUCCUUAUCAAAAGUCCCGGAUAUACCCUGUUAUCAUUGCGAUAGGUUUGAGUGUCUUUUUUUUUUAUUUUUGGAAAUUUGAUUGUAGGAAUAUUAUUUCUAUAAUUGCAAUUGUUCUUUUUUAACCUAUAUCAAAGAGAGAAAGUAAUGUAAUUUUAUUCUGCGUUUUCUGCGCUUGCAAAGAG
Molecule: messenger RNA, 359 nt
Organism: Rhizophagus irregularis DAOM 181602=DAOM 197198
Lineage: Eukaryota; Fungi; Glomeromycota; Glomeromycetes; Glomerales; Glomeraceae
Source: RefSeq, a predicted model, not a curated record